This is a messenger RNA of Medicago truncatula (barrel medic), 1143 nucleotides long. RefSeq names its product GDSL esterase/lipase At5g45910. Gene Ontology annotation, molecular function: hydrolase activity, acting on ester bonds. NCBI's taxonomy places the organism in Eukaryota, Viridiplantae, Streptophyta, Magnoliopsida, Fabales, Fabaceae. The record is from RefSeq and is a predicted model, not a curated record. Bases 27 to 1142 code for a protein of 371 amino acids. The transcript has 5 exons.
UUCUUUUCUAUCUUUCCUUUAACACCAUGAAGAUCUUCAUUCUCUUUGGUAUCACCUUUGCAUGUGGCUUUUUUGGAAACUUUAUUUCAAAUGCUAAUCCUCUACCGUAUGAAGCCAUAUUCAACUUUGGCGACUCUACAAGUGAUACCGGAAAUGCUGCAUUUGAUCACCUCAAUGUUAUGGAAAAAUUAAUUCCCUAUCGUUCAACAUACUUUAAACAUCCAUCGGGACGACAGUCAAAUGGACGACUCAUCAUAGAUUUCAUAGCUGAGGCAUAUGGGUUGCCAUUUUUACCGGCCUAUAAGAAUAUCACCAAAAUCCCAGAUGAUAUAAAAAAGGGAGUUAAUUUCGCUUAUGCCGGUUCAACUGCACUUGAUGUCAAAUAUUUUAGUGGCAUUAGUGGAGUCAGUGCACCAAAGGAAUCAUUAGAUGUGCAAUUUGAUUGGUUUAAGAAGCUAAAACCCGACUUAUGUAAAAGCAAAGAAGAAUGUGACAGCUUCUUCAAAAAUUCAUUGUUUAUAGUGGGAGAGAUUGGUGGAAAUGAUAUUUUUUAUCAUCUUUCUAAAACUAUUAUAGAACUACGAGAGAAAGUUCCUUUGAUGGUUGAAUCAAUCAAAAAUACCACCAAUGCUUUAAUUGAAGAAGGAGCGGUGGAGCUAGUGGUUCCAGGGAACUUUCCAAUGGGGUGUAAUACUGACAUAUUGUCAAAAAAGAUUAGUCAGAAGAAAGAAGACUAUGAUGAAUUUGGAUGUUUGAUAGCUUACAACACUCUCAUUGAAUACUUUAAUGAGCAGCUAAAAAAAUCCAUAGAGACAAUAAAACAGAAACACCCUCAAGCUAAGAUAGUAUAUUUUGAUUAUUACAACGAUGCCAAGCGUUUAUAUCAAACACCACAACAAUAUGGUUUUAUUUCUGAUAAGGUCGAGAUUUUGAAAGCAUGUUGUGGAGGAAGUGGACCAUAUCAUCAUGAUGAGUAUUGGUGUGGAACGCCGAAUACAACAGUUUGCUCUGAUCCUUCAAAACUAAUAAAUUGGGAUGGACCCCAUUUUACCGAAGCCGCUUAUAAGCAAAUAGCUAAAGGAUUAAUCGAAGGCCCUUUUGCAUAUCCUUCUCUAAAACCUGCUCCUUUCAAGAUAGCUUAGA